Echinops telfairi (small Madagascar hedgehog) is the source of this 1921-nucleotide messenger RNA. RefSeq lists its product as uncharacterized. Gene Ontology annotation, molecular function: cysteine-type endopeptidase activity; cysteine-type deubiquitinase activity. Gene Ontology annotation, cellular component: nucleus; cytosol. The record is from RefSeq and is a predicted model, not a curated record. Gene Ontology annotation, biological process: protein deubiquitination. Lineage: Eukaryota; Metazoa; Chordata; Mammalia; Afrosoricida; Tenrecidae. The transcript is spliced from 13 exons. The coding region runs from base 11 to 1921 and encodes 636 amino acids.
GGGGUGGAAGAUGCAGGAGGCCAGCUCCAACGGAGACUCUAAUUCGGAGGCCAGCUGCGGGCUGACCAUCCAGCCCACUGGGAGGACCAUCGAAGGCCCAAACUGUGAUGUACAAAGGCUGUCCUUCCAGGGAGACCCGGGGUGCUGCUUCUGCUCCCUCUACCAGCACCAUGAGAAGAAGGGGCAGGCAGGUUCUCAGAAGGGCCGCUCAAGGGAACAUUGGGAGGCAUCCAGACAGAGGAACACUGGACAAAAAGAUCAGGUUCAAAGUCACCACAAGAACAGAGUCCUGCACCCAGGGUACGCAGGUCUGAUCAACCAGGGUGCCACCUGCUACCUGAACAGCAUCCCAAAGUGUCUCUUCACACAGGAGCUCCAGGACGCUGUCUGCAGAUGCGAGGACCAGGGGGAGUCCAGCCUCAUCACACAGCUGUGCUGGCUCUUUGAGGCCCUGGAGGAGUCCGAGGCACCUGUGUCCACCACCGCCAUCACCCGCUGCCUCGAGCUCAGGGAUGUGCACCGCCAGGAGGAUGCCCUGCUGUGCUUCCGCAUGCUGUUGACCAGGAUGACUGCUGAGCAGAGGGAGCUGGGGCAGCUGUUCCAGAUGACCCUGAUGGGAGUCACCCAGUGCCAGCGCUGUGAGACCAAGACUGGGCUGGAGGGAGCCUGGCUGGUCUUUCUGGUGCCUGUCCCACAGGGCCCCGCAGGCACCCCGUGCUCCCUAUCAAGGGCACCCCACCGGUCCGGCCUGACCUCACACACCUCACUUCCGGGGACAAUGCUUCUCCCAGGCGUCCCAGCCUGGUGUCUCUGCUGCCACAGGCAGACGUCACGUGAGGAGUCACGCCCCGCGAUGGCACCCCCUGAGCAGCCUCAGCUGGGCCUUUGGCUUCUGCCCAAGGGCGCCUUGGGUCCCCUCCCCGUAUUGGAGUUGCCCUCUGGUCCCCAGGACAAGGCUGUGGAGGGGCUGUUCCAGAAGGAGUGGUUCACUGGGGACAAGUGUGACCACAAAGAGGACGCCUGCUUGACACUCUGCCUGCGGAGCCUGCCCCGCGUGCUGGUCAUCGUCCUGCAGAGGUUCACCUUCCACGAGGGCCGCCUCUGGAAGCAGUGCGACCCGGUGGCUGACAAGGCUGUGGAGGGGCUGUUCCAGAAGGAGUGGGGCACAAGGGACAACCAGUACUUCUGUGACGAGUGUGACCACAAAGAGGAUGCCUGCUCGAAACAUGGGAAGAAUGGCCAGCCUGGUUCUCAGGAGGUCAGCUCAGGAGAAGACCAGGAGGUGACCAGACAGAAGAUUUGGGAGAAAGAUGAGGUCAAAGGUCACCAAAAUGCCAGAGCCCAGCACCCAGGGUACGCAGGUCUGAUCAACCAGGGUGCCACCUGCUACCUGAACAGCAUCCUGCAGUGUCUCUUCUUCACGCAGGAGCUCCAGGACGCUGUCCGCAGAUGCGAGGACCAGGGGGAGUCCAGCCUCGUCACACAGCUGCGCAGGCUCUUUGAGGCCCUGGAGGAGUCCCAGGGACCCGUGUCCACCACCGCCAUCACCCGCUGCCUGGGGCUCAGGGAUGUGCACCGCCAGGAGGAUGCCCUGCUGUGCUUCCAAAUGCUGUUGACCAGGAUGACUGCUGAGCAGAGGGAGCUGGGGCAGCUGUUCCAGAUGACCCUCGAGCAAGUCACCCAGUGCCAGGGCUGUGAGACCAAGACUGGACUGGAGGAAGCCCGGCUCUUCCUCGUGGUGCCUGUCCCGCAAGGACCCGCAGGCACCCCGUGCUCCCUGGACAAGGCUGUGAAGGGGCUGUUCCAGAAGGAGUGGUUCACGGGGGACAACCAGUACUUCUGUGACGAGUGUGACCGCAAAGAGGACUCCUGCUCGGUGAGUGCUGCUGGUCCCAGUCACAGCAGGACCCAGCCGGGCUGA